Molecule: messenger RNA, 4934 nt
Organism: Parasteatoda tepidariorum (common house spider)
Lineage: Eukaryota; Metazoa; Arthropoda; Arachnida; Araneae; Theridiidae
Molecular function (GO): calcium ion binding
Source: RefSeq, a predicted model, not a curated record
GGGCUGUUGAACCUGACCCCAACAAAGAAUGGGCCUCCAGAAGUUCCACCAAUAAGAUAGCAACCGCGCCUCAAAAAGUCGCCGAGUUUUUGCAAGGUGAGGAUGAACCCAACGUUGUGUUCAUUAUCGUAGUAUCAUCAAACAACGCCAGAGAUUAAAAAAAAGACUCGAGUUCUUGUUUAGAUUGGCGUUGAAUUAUGUAAUUCCCCGGUUGACACGCAAGAUUUACCUGGUAUGGCAACCCUGUUUUUGCAGAUGCAAGCGGUAACUUUCGAACAGGGAUGUAAAUGUUAAUGACAAGACGAGUGAGGCACAUGAGCUGGCUUUGUUUAGGGUCUUGAUGAUAAGAAUGAUGGUUGUUUUGCUAGAGUGUUUAUGACUUGAUUCUGAAAUGUGAGGGCUUUGUUUUGUAAAUAGUGAUGUAUCAAAUUGUGCUCGUUUUUGUGUUGCUGAGCUCCACACUGCAAGUCAUUGCAUCGGGUUCAGGCAUCCCACCAAAAGAAUACAGUGAUCCACACAGAGGCAGAAAACCUCGUGAAAUCAGGAAGGAGUCAAGGGAAGGUCGUCUUCUGUAUCAAUCAUCUGACGAAGCUCAAGAUCCCAAAAAGAUGGUUUUAUUCCAAAACCGACCGGGAGAACCACUCCACGAUCUGUACCGAAAAGGUUUUUCUUACCUACAUGUACCAGAUUUCCACCGGCAAGCGGUGGAGGAGAGGACACCCAGACAAGGUGGCGUUAGUAAUCAAUCGAUUGAUGACAUAAUUAGUGGCAUUAUUCAUUUGCUGGGAGGAGAUGUACAUGUCACGAGACCAGAAACAAAGUUACCACCUGUCAUAUUUCCUGCAUCACCAAGACCGACAAGAAUUAAUGAUAGGGGUCCGGCCCAUUUCGACCAAUAUCCCAAACGCCAUCCCACAAAUGCAAGCAGACCAUCAUCACCAUCAGUGUCAAGUUCAUCUGUGAUAGAUAUCAGUAGCUCUUCCACCAAUAAAAUAUUUUUCCCAGAUGCUACAGAUGUUAGUGCGAUUUUAGGUCUUAUUAAUAAAACAGACAGCACACUAAGUCCUGCUGGCGAUGCGACACCAGUCUUAAACUCUUCAUCUACCUUUAUAGGUGAUGGAGGUAACGUUUCCUCUGGGGAAUUGGAGAUUGUAGAGAUAGUGCCAAGUAUUGGAGCCAGUAUUAGUUCAUAUGACACUUCAAAGACUGACUCUCUAAGUCAUAGCGGGACUCAAAUUAUGCCAACAGGAGUCUUAACUGAACUCGAUAAAAAUGGACAUACAUUUAUAGAAACCUUUGUAAGCAAAGGUGAUAGUUCAAGCGAUAAAAGUUCACCAAAAACGACCAUAAACUACACGGAAUUGCCGAUCAUAUUACCUUCAACGAAUGUUCCUUUAACUGGUAGUUCUUCAACUCAUAAACAUCCAUCAGGACCUGUUACGGAAUGGUUGCCUAUUCCGAAACCCCCCGAAAGGGGACCAAAUUAUACAAGUUCUCACAAAAUCGAUCAUGAGGAGCCAGUCAUAAUAACUCGUGAGCCUGACAGUUUCGAAAUUACUGUCACGCGACAGAUGUACAAUAACCAAUCUGAGACGAAAGCCAUACCCACAUUUACAAGUCUGAUUACACCCACCGAUGUCACAUCGACAACUGACAUUUCUGUUUCUAUAAUAUCAACGAAAGUAGAUGUCAUUUAUGGACGGCCGAGUGUGUCGGCUUUGCCUCCUCCACCUCCUCCUCUUCCACCACCGACUGGUAGACCUCAAGUCUAUCCCGUUGACAUAUCAGAACUAAGGCCCUCGAGUAGGCCUAACAUGUACCCUAGACCAAGGCCUCCGGAAUUUCCACCACCGCCAUUACCUAAGUAUGGUAAUAGUUUAAGACCGUUGCCAAUUCCUAAACCGGGAGCUAAUACAAUUGUGAGGAAACCACCGAUAUUUAGACCACAGCCACCACAGCUUCCAGAAAUUAGAAUCGACACAUGUGUGGUCGGCGAUGAUACCACGUGCGAUGUGCAGUUGAAGGAGCAAUGUAGAACAGAACGGGGUGUGAGUUCAUGCUUAUGCCGACCUGGAUAUGGGCGCAAUUUAGAAAGAACACAAUGCACCCGUCUCUACUUUAUUCGGCUACAGUCCACUUUCAGAUGCCUACAGGGGAGCAAUCCUGAAUCGUAUCUACUUCAUCGCCAAUCGAAUGGUCAUCAACAGCACUGUCCACCUGUCAGAAUCAGAGGUUAGAGGAUCCCUGAGGCAUCAUGUUGAACAUGCCGUAGCCACUGCCAUCAGCAGGAGAGAAAACAGAUUAGGAACAAGUCAACUCUACGUGAACGGACCCUUAAGCGCUCUUGUGGAAGUCGAAGAUCUCAACGAGUGCAAGGACAAGGUUCUGAAUGAUUGUUCUGAACAUGCUUUGUGCGACAAUCUUUUCGGCUCGUUCCAAUGCAAAUGCAAACCUGGCUACACAGACAAAUACAAAGGAGAUCCAAAGAAUGAGGGUAGAGUUUGUUCCGCUUGUUCUCCCGAUUAUUGUAAUGGCAAAGGUCAAUGUGUUGUAGUUCAAGGGCGUCAAGAAUGCAGGUGCCGAGGAAAUUAUGGAGGUUCCAGGUGCCAAGUUGACAAUGAAGUUGUUGGUGUAUCUGUUGGUGUUUCUGUUAUAGCUAUUAUUGUGAUAGCUAUUACUGCAGCAUGUCUUUAUUUGUGGAACCGGCGAUGGAAACGUGCUCAUCAGAAAUCAGAAGCUGCAAAGCACGCUGGAUAUAGGCUUCAGACAAUGGCUGAUCACGUGAGAUGGGGACCCACAAGUCCCCUCGGAAGUACAUACGUGCCGUCCGAAUCGACUAUGCAACUAUCAUCGCCACAGCUGUCAGCAUCUGCUAGUCAGUUAUAUGCCAUAUCCACAAUUCAGCCUCCGAACCGGUUUCAGAGGAGCCAAAUGUACCACGAAGACGAUUCGAACCCUUAUGGGAAGAUUAUUAGAACGUUACAAAGACAUAAUAGUUUGAAUCAUUCUGGUGGCCUCCACUACGACACUUUAAACUCAGAAUGUGCAUCUUCUGAAGAAAUGGGAUUUCCUUCUGUACCGAGCAAUUCUUUUGUCUAUCACGGUACUUUUGACCGAUCGAAACUUUACAGAUAAAGGUUGGACUAUUUUCUGCAGGACACUAACUGUCAAUCUGCCAUGAGAAGAAAAGUCGAAAGUUCCGACAACGUCGAGACUUUGUUCGUUUAUUGAUCGUUACGCUUUUCCGUGCCUUAAACCUUCCUCUGGGACGUAAUACGAACAAGAUAUUUUGACAGGAUAAGAAAGAACAAACAUUGUUCGUUUAUUGUUCCGCUAUCCAAUUUAAAAAACAAUUUCGUUCUUCUUAAAUGAAUUAGGGGUGAGCUUAAAACUUUUGAUUCGAAAGUACUAGUUUGAUCAUAAAGAACUUUUAUUCGUAUUGUAUAUAUGGAAUUUAGAAUUUGUAAAUUGUUUUGUUUCUCUGUUAUAUCAUCUGUAAACCUUGUUUUCUAACGGAUUUUAUUGACUCUAAGCUGAAUUGAAAAGCUAUAUCAUUCCUUUAUGAUUUUUUUUUUUGUUGUGUUUGCUACCAUUUUCAUAAUACUUCACUGUUGCUCUUUUAAUAAUAAUUUAGCUUCUUGUUAAUUACUCUUUUCUGAUAUUUUAAUGUUUUAUCGCUAUUUUUAAUAUAAUUUAAAAUAGUUCUUCUCCUUUUAUUUGAAGCAAAAUUUUAAUGUCUUGCUGCUUUUUUAGGAUAGGGAAACCUCCUAUUACACUAACUAUUUCAUUGUAGUAUUUUUUUGCGCGCCAUUUAAGCAUCCUUUUGAACUUAAUGCAAUUUUCUCAUUUUUUCCUCUAUUUUUAUUUUGUUAAAUUUUUAUCGUUUGCUAAAUUUUUAUCGUUUGCUGAUUUUUUCUGUCAUUUACUGAUUUUUUUUGGCAUUUACUGGUUCUUCUAGAGCAUUAUUUUACGACUUUAGCGAUACUUUUUCAAUCAUUUAAAUAUUCCGACAUAACACUGAAUCUGUACAAUGAUUUUUAUAUAAUCUUGCUGCUCUUCUAACGAUAUAUCAGCUCUUAGAUUUAUUCAUAUGAUAUUGUAAUACCUUUGGUCUAUUGAGAAAAGUGGAAAUUUGAAAGACAAUCUGUUUUUAAAUAUAAAAAAAGUGUUCAUUUUGACAUUGACUAAGAGCGAGUACAGACAGUUCAGUUCGGUAUUUAUAAUUUUUAUAGAUACUUAACAGAGAUUCUUAUUAUAAGGAAAAACACUGAACGCGUAAUAAAAAAUUAUGUAUUUAGAGAUCUGUGUUCUACGUGUAUAACUUUUUAUCAACUUCUACGAAACUAGUUAAUUGUAUCUGAUUGUGAUUUCAUGUUUUAUUUAUUAAAUUUAUUUAAAAUGUCUUUUAAUCGUUCAAAUUUAUGAUUUUCAUUUCUAACUAGUUCCUAAAAGCUUAGUCACAGGAUUUUUUUUCAUUAUAAAUUAUCGGAAUAAGAAAAACUUGAGUGCUUUUGCCUAAUUUAAUAUUUAUUUUUAAAAACGAAAUUAUUUAUAAAGAAAAAUAAAGAGGUUUUAGAAUACUAUGAAAAGCUAUUUAUUGGAGAUUUAUAUAGUUCAAAGCGAUUUAUAAUACCGGUAAAUAAUAAUCAAUUUUUAAGUACUAUAAAACAGUUAUUUUUCUAAUAAUCUUUAGUUUUAUUCUUAAAAGAAAAGUAAACAGUAUGAUUCUUAAUUUAAGAAUACUUAUUCAUAAGAAAGUAUGCCUUUUAAAGAACCUUUUUUCUUGUCCAACAUGCUUUUAAUUAUUGCAAGACCAAAAUUUUUACAUUGCAACCUUUGUUCGUUUUAAAUGCAAUUGUUAAUUUUUUUAAAAAAAUGUACGUUUUAAGUUACCUGUAUUUGAGUAUUUUUGAAAUAAAAUGUUUUAAGACUCA